UUUCAUAUAUAUUUGCCAUCUCAUUUGUAGCCAUUCUUUCUUGUGUAGAUAUGGACCGCGUGGAUAGCUCAACCACGUUGCGUGGAAGAGGCAGGAACAAAAGGAAUUGGACUUCUGAUGAGGACGAUGAGCUAAUUAAAGCCUUGUAUGAGUUGUCUUUGGAUCCGAGGUGGAAAGCCGAUGGUUCAUUCAAAGGUGGGUACUUGGCAAUAUUGGAAAAACAUCUUGCUGAGAAGUGUCCAGGCCGUGGUAUCACCGGAGUUCCACACAUUGAAUCAAGAGUGAGGCACUUCAGGAAGAAAUUUGGUGCUCUUGAAGUAAUGAUAUCCAAAAGUGGUUUUACAUGGGAUGGAAAUAGGAAGAUGAUUCAAUGCGAGAAGGCACAAUAUGAAGAACGAUGUAAGAAUCACAAUGAGGCUAAGGGAUUGUAUGGUGUAUCAUUUCCAUACUUUGAGCAAUUGGCUGCUAUCUAUGGCAAGGACAUCGCAACAGGGGAAAAUGCUGAAGGCUUUGGAGAGGCAGUCGGAAACUUUGAGAAGGAAAUUGUGAAGAUCAACUCAAGUGAAGAAUUUGAG
Molecule: messenger RNA, 575 nt
Organism: Hordeum vulgare subsp. vulgare (domesticated barley)
Lineage: Eukaryota; Viridiplantae; Streptophyta; Magnoliopsida; Poales; Poaceae
Exons: 3
Source: RefSeq, a predicted model, not a curated record